Molecule: messenger RNA, 564 nt
Organism: Lactuca virosa
Lineage: Eukaryota; Viridiplantae; Streptophyta; Magnoliopsida; Asterales; Asteraceae
Source: the annotation of a GenBank genome assembly
AUGAAGGAGCAGAUUGGGUACAUACCACCCCGUUAUAUUCCCCUGGGCCAGUCUGAUCAUGAACCAUCAGAUCUAGAGACAAGUAUACUUUCAACCAAUGAUCAACCUCCAUCUCCCAAAAAGAAUGAUGUCCCACUUGAGUGGUCCUCUGGAAUAUGUGCUUGUUUUGAUGAUCUUCAGAGCUGCAUUGUUGGUAGUGUAUGCCCUUGCUUUCUUUUUGGAAAGAAUGCAGAGUUUCUAGAAUCCAACAGUUUCAUGGGACCAUGUACAACACAUUUCAUCAUGUGUGGCGUCAUCAAUACCUUUUGCUGCUUCAUAACUGGAGGCUUGAUUCUAGCCUUUCCUGGAUGCUUUACUUCAUGCUAUGCCUGUGGAUACCGCAAAGCACUACGUGCAAAGUUUAAUCUGCAGGAAGCUCCAUGUGGGGACUUUGUAACACAUCUUUGCUGUCACUUAUGUGCGGUGUGUCAAGAGUAUAGGGAAAUCCGUGAAAGAUCUCUCAACAUCGAUCCUCAUGCAAAUAUAGUAGAAAUUACACCACCUCCUCUUCAAACAAUGGAUUAG